Molecule: messenger RNA, 917 nt
Organism: Cucurbita pepo subsp. pepo (vegetable marrow)
Lineage: Eukaryota; Viridiplantae; Streptophyta; Magnoliopsida; Cucurbitales; Cucurbitaceae
Product: xyloglucan endotransglucosylase/hydrolase protein 31-like
Biological process (GO): cell wall biogenesis; xyloglucan metabolic process
Cellular component (GO): cell wall; apoplast
Molecular function (GO): hydrolase activity, hydrolyzing O-glycosyl compounds; xyloglucan:xyloglucosyl transferase activity
Source: RefSeq, a predicted model, not a curated record
AUGGCUCAUUUUUUGGUUCUUCUCUUUGUGUUCUUCUCUUGCAGCUCUGCCCUGAAUCCUCCCUCUCCUGGCUUCUCCCCAAGCAACCAAGUUCAAUCCAUUGGGUUCGAUCACGGUUUUCGAAACCGAUGGGGCUCUCAACACCAAAAAGUCGACCACGGAGCCUUAACUAUCUGGCUCGAUAGUUCAUCAGGUAGCGGAUUCAAAUCUCUUCAUCGAUACAAAUCUGGCUACUUCGGAGCCGCCAUUAAACUUCAUCCUGGCUACACCGCAGGAGUCAUUACUUCCUUUUACCUUUCGAACAAUGAAGAUUACCCGGGAAAUCACGACGAGAUCGACAUUGAGUUCCUUGGAACGACGCCGGGUAAGCCAUAUGUUUUACAAACGAAUGUGUUCAUGAGAGGGAGCGGAGAUGGAAAUAUCAUAGGAAGGGAAAUGAGGUUCCAUCUUUGGUUCGACCCGACUCAAGAUUUCCACAACUACGCCAUUUUAUGGACUCCAGAAGAAAUCACAUUUUUAGUGGACGACGUACCGAUUAGAAGGUACGUGAAGAAGAGCGAAGCAACAUUUCCAAUAAGGCCAAUGUGGGUUUACGGGUCGAUAUGGGAUGCGUCGUCGUGGGCGACGGAGGACGGAAAAUACAAGGCUGACUAUAGAUACCAACCGUUUAUUGGAAGGUAUAACAACUUCAAGCUAGGUGGAUGUGCGGUAGACGGGGCGGCGACGUGUCGUCGGGUGAGCAGCGGACCGGGUGGUCGGGGGCUGAGCCAGCAGCAGGAGAGGGCCAUGGCGUGGGUGCAGAGAAAUUACUUGAUGUAUAACUAUUGCCAUGAUCCAAGGAGGGAUCACACCUCAACUCCUGAGUGUUGAUCCAAGAAAAGCUCACAUUUUUAUACUUAUUAUACAGAAAAAAGAAG